AUGAGAACCAGGAAAGCGAAGCGUCCAGGUGGAAUCGACUGUCCAAUUGAUCUCGAAUCGGAACCGGAAUCACCAUUGCCCGUUUCAGAUGGCUUUAUUCCCGUUUCAAAACACCGUACAUGUUGGAAGCACAUGGCAGCUUGCUUACACCAACGCAAAACUAAGAUAUCUAAGAGGAGGUUAAGGAGACUUCAAUUAACAUCAAAGUGUUUCUCAGGUACUUUUCCCUCUCGCUUGAGAUCGAACAGGGUAGCUAAGCGCAAGUUGGGCAAAGCUGAUGUCACCCAAGAAGGAGCGAAGCUAGAUACUGCACAAUUUGAUUGCUAUUUCAGCGAUGUUUGGAGCCGUUUGUCUGAGGACAAGAAGAGUUCCUUUGCCUAUCUGGAAAGCUUGUGGUUUUACACGUAUAUGCUACCAGGCUGGAAAGGGAAGGCCAUUCGAUGGAUCAGGGAUAGGGCAAUUUUUAACAAGAGAUAUGUUAUCGUUCCUAUAGUUCUCUGGGGUCAUUGGAGCCUCCUAAUCCUCUGCAACCUUGGUGAAAGUUUAGAGUCGGAGAAUGGGAAACCAUGCAUGCUGUUGCUUGAUUCGCUUGAAAAUGCAGGUCCUGGGCGCAUUGAGCCAGAUUUAAGGAAGUUUCUGUUAGAUAUUUACAGAUCAGAGGGCAGGGCUGUAAAUAAAAAGUUAAUUCAUCAGAUUCCGUUGUUAAUACCAAAGGUACCACAGCAAAGGGAUGAUGUAGAAUGCGGGAAGUUUGUACUUUACUUCAUUCAUUUGUUUGUGCAAGAUGCCCCAGAGAGUUUCAGCUUGGGGGACUACCCUUACUUCAUGAAUCGAACGUGGUUCACUCCUGAAUGUUUGCAGCAGUUCUUUGAGGAAUUGGAUUUGGUUAAGAAAGACGUCUAG
Messenger RNA from Linum trigynum, 903 nucleotides. The record is from the annotation of a GenBank genome assembly. Lineage: Eukaryota; Viridiplantae; Streptophyta; Magnoliopsida; Malpighiales; Linaceae.